AUGAACAAUUCCCUGGAUUAUCUGGCCUACCCUGUCAUCGUCUCUAAUCACAGGCAAAGCACAACCUUCAGAAAGAAACUGGACUUUGGCCACUAUCUGUCUCACAAGAAUAGAGUACAAAUAGUGAAGCCUACUGUUGAUACCAAACCUCCAGUGGCGCACACACAUCACCUUUUAAAACUGAGCAAACUACAGGGUGAACAAAAGAGAAUCAACAAAAUCGAGUACGAAAACAAGCAACUCUGUCAGAAGAUCGCAAAUGCCCAUCGCGGCCCUGCCAAGGUGGAUUGCUGGAAUGAAUAUUUUUCUAAGAGAAUUCAAGGCGCUAUAUCAGAAAUACCACGAGAUAUCUUCUCUCCCAAAACGAAUAGGUUACUCGCCAUGGAAAAGAUACAAGAGAAGGUCCUAGGAUUUCCUGGCUGCUUAGAAUCUUAAGACACUCCUGAGUGGCUGAAUGCUCAAUCUUCAGAUGCUUCAAUAAAGCUUGGAACAUAA
Molecule: messenger RNA, 495 nt
Organism: Cebus imitator (Panamanian white-faced capuchin)
Lineage: Eukaryota; Metazoa; Chordata; Mammalia; Primates; Cebidae
Gene: CFAP97D1
Product: CFAP97 domain containing 1
Exons: 5
Biological process (GO): sperm axoneme assembly
Source: RefSeq, a predicted model, not a curated record